AUGCAGCGUCGCCACAGUGCCUCCCCUAGUGUUCGCCCGGAAGGAAAGGCAAAACUAACCACUCGCGCUAGCAGUGCACGUGUAAAGCGGGCAGUCGUGCAGGAGGCCCCGCAGGAUGAUGUGGCUUAUUACACACAACGCCUGAAGGAACUCGCCGCCCAACAUGCGAAGUUGGAAUUGGAGUAUCAACGCAAACUCGCCGCCAAUCGCCGGGCUAUUCGACAAAUGCAUGAUGAGAACACACAUCUCCGCACCAUUCGGGCCGGUGGUGGUGAUGUCACCGAGACGGAAAUGGAACAUCUCGAGCAGCGGCGAUUUGUGGCUGUACGGCGGCUCAAUAGAAUGGUCCAUCAAAUUGAAAAGAUGGAAGAAGAUAUUCGUAAGGAAGAGAAUGAGCACAAACUCAGUAGGGAGCAUGAGGAACAACUUCAAUCCCCAUUGCGAGAAGCGAUUAGUGGAAGUCAAAGUGUAGCUUUACGGAUUCAAAAACUUGAGAAACAACUGGACACCACCCUCUCAGAGCAGCAGUGUGUUUUGUGUAUAAAGAAGAAUUAUGAAGAAAUGUUGGAACAGUUGCGUGCGGAAGGUAUUAGUCGAGAAGCACGUGUCUUUGCAAUGGAGGCGGACCUUAACGCCAGACACAAAGAUUACGGAAGACUUGUAGUGAUGUAUAAAAAUGCAAAUUCAGAUUAUCAGUAUGUUCGAGAUCAAUUGCAUAAAUUUACAGAAUCAUUUCUUAAAUCUCGAUCUUUAAAAGACAAAGCCCUUGCAGAGCGUCGUGAACAUGUAGAGCAACUCCUUAGGGAAACACAACGACUGGAACAGCGGGAGGUGGAUUUACAACAUGAGAUUGAAUAUGAACAACAACGAAUGGAUGAAGUACAGACAGAACGGCAUGCAGUCCGGCAGCGUCGACAACGUUCUGUUAGUGUGAUGGAGCGUAUUGCUCUCUCUAUGGAACAACAGGAGAAUGGGGGAAUGGAUAACAGUUUUAAUUCCCUCGGGGAUUCACCGGAAAAUGAAGAACGUGUACGUGCAUAUGAAGUGGCAUUCCGUAAUAUGAUGCAAGCAACAGAAUCCAGUUCAUUGGAUGAACUCACUACAAAGUAUGAAUUGGAAUACGCCACUCGAUUGCAAUUGCAGGAACAAAUACGAGUGGAUAAGAUCCAUUAUGAAAAGUUACGUGCGGAAGUACAGGAAUUAAAGAAUGGAGUACAGCAACGCCGACACUGUGGUCUUGGACUCGCACCUAUUACACCAGCAUUACGGGAUGAAUUGUUACUUUCUAUUGAAGAUGCCGAACGUAAACGUGAUGAGGCGAUGGGAACAAGUGCCCAAUUGCAGCAAUUACUGGCGGAGGUGAUGCGACGCGUGGAUGUAUUGGCGGCGGCACUUGUGGUUUAUCACCCAGAGGUGCAUUUCCCACCCACCCAACCAAACAAUCUCGUCACACAUUUACAACUACUACGGGAGAAACUAUUUUCAUUGGCAGAUGAGACUGUGGGACAUGACACGGACGAGACAGAGGUUGUGCCGGCAAUGGUCACUGUGCCCGCCAGCAACACACGUGUGCAUUUAACGCCACACGCCCACGCGACUUCCACAAGUGCCGUGUUGCCGCCCAGUCCCGAUAUGUUAACAGCCGCUGGGGAUAUAUUAGACGCCGAUGGCGGCAGGAUCAGCAGUGGGCGGCGAAGCAGCAGCAGCAGCAGCAGCAGCAGCCACGGCAGUUACGGCAUCGUGCCCAGCGGGGAAUCCACCGAGCGGAGUCUCUCCGUCUCCUCGAGUCCAUCGCACGAGGAGGAAGCCGCGAAGAGCGGAGGUCGGGCCAUCGCGCUGUUGGAUCUUGAUGAGCCACUCGGCCGGGAACAGAUUAAACGAUUAGCCGCUGUAGUGGUGCGGCGGGAAGUUAGACGAAGACAGCGGGAGGAGCGACAGCGUUAG
This is a messenger RNA of Trypanosoma theileri, 1944 nucleotides long. RefSeq lists its product as uncharacterized. Gene Ontology annotation, biological process: outer dynein arm assembly; cilium movement. The record is from RefSeq and is a predicted model, not a curated record. Bases 1 to 1944 code for a protein of 647 amino acids. The transcript has a single exon. Gene Ontology annotation, cellular component: cilium. NCBI's taxonomy places the organism in Eukaryota, Euglenozoa, Kinetoplastea, Trypanosomatida, Trypanosomatidae.